AUGUCGCUCUUUGGCAACUUCGACGUCGCGAAGCUGGCAUCACAGCUGGGCAACUUUAAGAUCCCCGACGAUCCAGAGAUCAUCAACCAAGGCCACCAGGAUUAUGGAUACAGCAACUACGGUUCCCACGGCUCAGGCUAUGACGGCAGACCGCCAGCGGGUUAUGCCGGCGGUCCGCAGAAUGGCGCAGACGAGUACAAGCGCGAGCACCCCGCCGCCUUCGGCUCCAGCGACCCCACGCGCUCCGCCUACUCCGACCCCGUCUCCGAGGGGAGUGCCAUGUCGUCCGUCGCCGCUGGCGUAGCUGCCAGCGCCGCCGGGGGUGCUUACGGUUCCGCGCCGCAGUAUCCGUCUCCGCAUCCCGGAAGGUAUGGUGAUUCCACAUCAUCUAGCCCGUAUCCACAGCCGCAGCAGCAGCAACAAAGCUACGGGCGACCUCCCUCGCCGGGUUAUGGAAGGCCCCCUUCACCUGGUUACGGCAGACCUCCCUCGCCGCGACUGCCAGAGGGAUGGGUCAAGCGGUUUGACGACAACAGCAGACGGUGGUACUACAUCAAUCAAGCAACUGGCGCUUCUCAGUGGGAGGCGCCUGCGCCACCGCCGGCUAUGUCUCCUCCGCCAAUGUCACCGCCGGGCCAUGGAGGGUAUGGGGAUGCCUCUCGAUAUGGUGGACAUUCGCCGCAGCCGGGGUACUCGCCUCAACCUGGCUAUGGAGGCCACUCACCACAGCCCGGCUACGGAGGUCCACCACCCCAACCGGGAUACGGCGGACCCUCCCCCCAACCCAGUUACGGGGGUCACUCACCACAGCCCGGAUACGGAGCCUAUGGGGGCGGUGCGGCUGCGGCAGCUGCAGGAGCUGGAGCCGGGUACUACGCUGGACAGCAAUACGGACAGGGUCAGCCCCAUGGGUACGAGCAGCCUCAACAGUACGGCCAACCCCAGCAACCCCAGCAGUACGGUCAGCCCUAUGGUCAACAGCCUCAACAGCAGUAUGGACAGCAGUACGAACAGGGAUACGGCAGUGAAGAGAAGAAGAAAAAGAAGAAGAGCGGCAACGGCAACAUGUUCCUCGGCGUGGCCGGUGGUCUCGCGAUUCCGACUCAGACUCUGAGCACCACGAGCAUCACUACGAGCGCCGUUCAUCAUCUGGAUCUGAGGACCAUUAUCGCGGCCGGGAUGAUAGCUAAUCGAGUACCGCCGUUUGGGCCCGAGUAUGGCCCCCCGGUUAUCUGGGUUGAUGAAAAUGGUCAGGUCUACGAGGGAGAGAGAGAAGAGCAGGGGAUUCAGGAGCAGCCUCAGGAGCGUCCGGAGGAUUAUUGGGAGUAUGGCGACGAGGACAACGUCGUGUACACCGGAUAUGGUGAAGUUGUCUACGGUGACGAGCAGGGUGCUGACGAGGCUCGCAACGACGAUGACUAUGCUGGCGGCACCUUUGAUGAAAGCCACGGCGACGAUGAAUACGACUAUGUUGGCUAUUAUGACGAUGGCCAUGGCGGCGAUGGUUAUGCUGAUGACUACUAUGAUGACUAG
Messenger RNA from Colletotrichum godetiae, 1533 nucleotides. RefSeq lists its product as uncharacterized. Gene Ontology annotation, molecular function: protein binding. The transcript has 4 exons. The record is from RefSeq and is a predicted model, not a curated record. NCBI's taxonomy places the organism in Eukaryota, Fungi, Ascomycota, Sordariomycetes, Glomerellales, Glomerellaceae. The coding region runs from base 1 to 1533 and encodes 510 amino acids.